UAAUUUUACACUUUCGUCACAUUAUUUGUGGUGAAACUCUUGAGAAAAUACAUAAAACUGGAUACAAAAAGUAAUAGGAAGUCAGAAUCUUCCCCAACUCUUACAAAGAAAAAAAAACAAAACAAAAAAGCCGCUGCCUGACAUACCUGACACAAAGAACAAAGUCUCCUUUGAUGGAACUGCUAUCUCUGACCAAGAAGACUCCACUAUCUCUCUCCUUCAGUAGAAUACUGUUGGUUUCUGUACGUGUUAACUGGCCAAAGUACCAGCUGGAAAAACAAAUAAUUGAAUUUAUUCAAUGCAACACUGUUCAGUUGAACGAUCUUCAGAAAACCUCCAAUCGGGAAAAUAAACAAGGGAAUUUUUAUAAGAUGAACAGGGGAGCAUGUUUUCUCAUAGAGAUUUCAAUUGUUGAUGACAUGCAGCCGGGCAUGCAGCCUUGUGAAGUCCUGUCGAUGCCGUAUCUAGUGCUCACCAUAAAUAAAUGGCAUCUUGAUUUUUUAUCACCAUUCC
Messenger RNA from Owenia fusiformis, 513 nucleotides. The record is from the annotation of a GenBank genome assembly. NCBI's taxonomy places the organism in Eukaryota, Metazoa, Annelida, Polychaeta, Sabellida, Oweniidae.